Molecule: messenger RNA, 5585 nt
Organism: Pan troglodytes (chimpanzee)
Lineage: Eukaryota; Metazoa; Chordata; Mammalia; Primates; Hominidae
Gene: PRLHR
Product: prolactin releasing hormone receptor
Exons: 2
Coding region: 370-1482 (370 amino acids)
Biological process (GO): G protein-coupled receptor signaling pathway
Cellular component (GO): neuron projection; plasma membrane
Molecular function (GO): neuropeptide binding; neuropeptide Y receptor activity
Source: RefSeq, a predicted model, not a curated record
ACCGAGCAUGGCAGAGCGCGCUCCACCCCUAUUUUCCAUACAUGGGAGCUGGAGUGGGGGGCGGAGCUGAGGGGAGGCGCUCCCAGUCCCUCUAAGAAGCUGCUAGCCCACAGGGAAACAUUUGGAUCCGUUCAGCUCCCGCGGAGAAGCGAGACCGGAUCACCGACGUGGGCAGAGGACUACCGGGGGCCAGCAGAAAUUCUGCCCCUUCUUCCCGCGAGCGCUUUCCCGCCCUCCAAACCCCACUCCCAGGUAGGAUCGCGCUCCUGAGUCUGCCUGCGUGGACUGCGAGGACCAUAAAUAGAGGCGGAAGCGUUUAAAUAAACCGUGUGUUCUAACCGUGCUUAGGUUUAUUUUACAGAGGUGGCCAUGGCCUCAUCGCCCACUCGGGGCCCCAGGGUUUCUGACUUAUUUUCUGGGCUGCCGCCGGCGGUCACAACUCCCGCCAACCAGAGCGCAGAGGCCUCGGCGGGCAACGGGUCGGUGGCUGGCGCGGACGCUCCAGCCGUCACGCCCUUCCAGAGCCUGCAGCUGGUGCAUCAGCUGAAGGGGCUGAUCGUGCUGCUCUACAGCGUCGUGGUGGUCGUGGGGCUGGCGGGCAAUUGCCUGCUGGUGCUGGUGAUCGCGCGGGUGCGCCGGCUGCACAACGUGACGAACUUCCUCAUCGGCAACCUGGCCUUGUCCGACGUGCUCAUGUGCACCGCCUGCGUGCCGCUCACGCUGGCCUAUGCCUUCGAGCCACGCGGCUGGGUGUUCGGCGGCGGCCUGUGCCACCUGGUCUUCUUCCUGCAGCCGGUCACCGUCUAUGUGUCGGUGUUCACGCUCACCACCAUCGCAGUGGACCGCUACGUCGUGCUGGUGCACCCGCUGAGGCGGCGCAUCUCGCUGCGCCUCAGCGCCUACGCUGUGCUGGCCAUCUGGGCGCUGUCCGCGGUGCUGGCGCUGCCCGCCGCCGUGCACACCUAUCACGUGGAGCUCAAGCCGCACGACGUGCGCCUCUGCGAGGAGUUCUGGGGCUCCCAGGAGCGCCAGCGCCAGCUCUACGCCUGGGGGCUGCUGCUGGUCACCUACCUGCUCCCUCUGCUGGUCAUCCUCCUGUCUUACGUCCGGGUGUCAGUGAAGCUCCGCAACCGCGUGGUGCCUGGCUGCGUGACCCAGAGCCAGGCCGACUGGGACCGCGCUCGGCGCCGGCGCACCUUCUGCUUGCUGGUGGUGGUCGUGGUGGUGUUCGCCGUCUGCUGGCUGCCGCUGCACGUCUUCAACCUGCUGCGGGACCUCGACCCGCACGCCAUCGACCCUUACGCCUUUGGGCUGGUGCAGCUGCUCUGCCACUGGCUCGCCAUGAGUUCGGCCUGCUACAACCCCUUCAUCUACGCCUGGCUGCACGACAGCUUCCGCGAGGAGCUGCGCAAACUGUUGGUCGCUUGGCCCCGCAAGAUAGCCCCCCAUGGCCAGAAUAUGACCGUCAGCGUGGUCAUCUGAUGCCACUUAGCCAGGCCUUGGUCAAGGAGCUCCACUUCAACUGGCCUCCUAGGGCACCACUCGAGGUCAAUCUGGUGCUUAUUCUCAGCACCAGAGCUAGCUAAGCCAACAUAGGGCAACAUUUCCAGCCCAGCCCUCUUGUCCGGCUGUCUGUCUUGUCCUUGUGUGUUUGUAAAAUGUUAAGCGGGCUUUGGUGAGAGUCUUGCUCUUUGCUUGGGGGAGGCCAAAGAGAGGGAAGAGGAUUUCUUAUUUCUUCUUUAUGCCCUUGAAGGACAAACAAAACUUUUUCUCCACGUUCAGAAAAGUAUUUCAGAACCACGAUUGCCUUCCUGGCGUCCCCUCCUCCUGCUCGUUGGUGAAAUGAACAAUAUGAAUGGGAUUUAAAAGGAAUGCAUUGGGCUUGGUAAAGAUUUUCAGUUUGCCUUUAGAAAAAGGACCCAGCUGAGAGUACCAUGAUAUUGCUUAGUCCAUUUGAACCCUUGCAUUCCUAGAAUUUCAGGUAAAUAUGUAUUAAAACUCUACAUCUAGGAUUUCAGCAUUUCCUGAGUAAGACCUUUAUAUGCCAAAAGGGUUUCGUUUUAAAACCACUUGAGUUUAUAGUACAAAAACACCUACAAGCUCCCUUUAGAAAGGUCUUGCUAUUUUUUCUCCCCUUUCCUCCCCAACUACUAUUUAAAAAUGAUGAGAUGAAUUAGUCAAUGAAGAGAUAGAUAAAUAAAGAGGAAAAGGUCCAAUUCACUUAAGAGGUCAUUCAGUUGUACCUAAGGACAGACAUCCUCUGUGUAUGUGUGUUUGUGUAUGUGUGGGUACACAUUCAGUGUUUGCCACAAAGUGGGCACUCAAAUAUUUGGUUUUCUGAAUACUCAAUGUAAACUGUAUAGCGUGGCAUUCUCCUGCAGUCUCUAAUUGCUCACUUGCAACAGAUCAACAGCUGUCAUCUGACUGCUCAGCACCUGCUCUGUAGUGAUUCUUGGAACAUGAUCAACCCAGAAAUCAAGGACCGGCAGAAGUUUACUUAAGGACAGAACAGAAGAAUAAGCUACCACCCACAUGAUGUGUAGAUCAAACACUAAUUACCUCCAGGGCUAAGGGAACAGGUGAAGACUGUGGAGCAUGAUACCAGGCUGAUAAUCAUCACCUUAACCUCCUGUGAGUUCUGUAAAUGAGGACAAGUGCCUUGGGACAAAGGUCUCCACACUGUUGGAAAAGCAACUUGGGCAGUGAGGGCAGGAGUCUUGGGAAAUGAUACAUAAUAUCCAGCUGUCAGAUUAGCCUCUGUGUUCCCAGUAACUCAGUCACCAUCUGUAGGGUUCAACUACUUUCCCAGCUCACUGAACACAAGAAUCACUGUUUCACCUCCUCCUGCUUCUCUUAUUCAGAAAUAAGCUCAAUUCAUUCAUUAAAAUGUGCCCUAAAAGGAAAGGAAAGAGGGAUGAUAUGGGAAUGACAAGGGUUCAAUCCUAUUACAUUCAUGUCAACAACCACGGUGGGAGUGGGAAUGAUCACGGUUGGGCUGGUUAGCAUAGGAAUCUUUAGUAGUUACAGGGCUAGACUUUUUGCACACAGUAAAGGGUAGGAAAGGCUGGCUUGGGAGAAAGGAAAAGGCAGGCAAAGAUGGGUAUGGAGGUUACCUCUGGCAAUGGUGCUAAAUGAACUUGAGCUUCAUCCAUCGAUUGGAGAACAAAGAACCUGUGUGCUAAUAGUGCAACCUACCCCUGCCCCAGAUGAGCUCAUCUCCCAGGCAUCCUGAGGACUGGCUCCUGUGCUUCCAGCAGCUAUAUUACUUGGGAGGCUCAGGGCCAGACAUUUCUCAUUUCCUCAGAGUUCCUUUGAUGGUCAUGUGUGGAGAGUGUAGAUGGUAGAGGGGAAGGAGAGGGAUUAUUUGGGGAGGGAUCUGAUUCAUCGUCGGCUCUUUGUUGGAAGGUUUGAAUCACUGGUUCUCAACCCUGGCUGCUCCUAGAAUCACCUGGGGAACUUUUUUUUUUUUUGUAAUUGAUGUCUGGGCUCUCCUCCCAAGAGUCUAGUUGAUUUGAGAUGGUGCCUGGACACUAGCAUUUUCCAAAGCACUUCAGGGGAUUUUAAUGUGCAACCAAGAUUAAACACCUUAAGAAUUAUCCUUUCUAGGGCUGGGCAUGGUGGCUCACACCUGUAAUCCCAGCAUUUUGGGGGACCGAGGCAGGCAGAUCACAAGGUCAGGAGUUUGAGACCAGCCUGGCCAACGUGUUGAAACCCUGUCUCUACUUAAAAUACAAAAAUUAGCCAGGCGUGGUGGCGCACGCCUGUAAUCCCAGCUACUCGGGAGGCUGAGGCAGGAGAAUUGCUUGAACCCAGGGAGGCAGAGGUUGCAGUGAGCUGAGAUUGUGCCAGUGUACUCCAACCUGGGCGACAGAACAAGACUCCAUCUCGGGGUGGGGGCGGGAAUCCUCUUUCUAAUGAAUCUCAGAAACAUCCGAAUGAAGCUUUAGUUGCACCUGCCAAAGGUGUUAAUAAUUUGGAGCUGAAUUUGACGGUGUUACAUGCCAUACUUAGAGAAUACUCUUUUAGUCUUCAGGCAAUACCAGCUCAAUCACAAAGAGGCAAAUUAUUGAAAUCAGAAUAUAUAGGGAUUCGUUCAACAGUUUACUUACAUAUUUCUUAUGUAUCAGUCCAAUCAAUUCAGAAGGAAUAUCAUCAUUCAACCUUAGGUCAAUUGUAUUAUAAAGUUACAUACCAUGGCCAGGUACCAUGGCUCACAUCUAUAAUUCCAAAACUUUGGGAGACCGAAGAGGGAGAAUUGCUUGAGCCCAGGAGUUCAAGACCAGCCUGGGAAAUAUGGCAAAACUCCAUCUCUUCAAAAAAUAGCCGGACGUGGUGGUGCACACCUGUGGUCCCAGCUACUUGGGACACAAAGGCAGGAGGAUCACUUGAACCUGGGAGGAUCACUGGGCUGCAGUGAGCUAUCAUUACACCACUGCACUCAGUCUCAGUGACAGAGCAAAAUCUAGUCUCAAAAAAACAAAAAAACAAAAACAACAAAAAACAAAUUUACAUACCAUGAAUUAUUUUAAAUCCUGGUUGUCAGGGUGUUAGAAAAAGUGCUCCCUGAUUAGCUUAAGUUUAUAUCAACUAUGAAAAACAAGCAUCUCCAUUAAUUACUAGAAAAGCUGCCACUGGUUUGUGUCAUGCCUACAACUUAAGUUUGAAACACUUACAUGGACUUUAUAAAGAGCUUAAAGAGGUUGGAGAAUUAGAUUGUGCUUAUAAACAUCUUUACAUAUUAUGAAAAUCAGCAACGGAACAGCAAUUAAUUCUUACAACAUCUGAAAUGUGUUGUGGACUAGUUUAUAAAUCAAACUGAAUUUCAAAAAAAUCAGAGGUGAGUCCCAGAGAGAACUGCGUAGGACUGUAGGUAGAAAAUUUUAUUUAAUAAUUCAUUUUGGUUAAUAUCAAGCAUCUAAGAUGUAUACACAGUCCUCUUCCUGCAAGGAGUAAUACAGGCAGUCAGGCUGGGAACUGAGCCAACUUGGUACUUGGCAGCAGCUCUUCUCAAGGCUGAUGGGAGGUUCUGUAAUCCUCUUUGCAAGCUUUGUCACCAGGUCUCAGUUUUGGCAGCCAAUCAAUAGAUUUAUCUCAUUAAACUGGCAGAAGAGUGUUUCAAUGUAUGCUCCAACAGCUACCUGGAAAUAGCAAUUGUGAGAGAUGCUAAGGUAAGGAUAUUCCAGUUCCUAUAACCGUCUGAUUUUUUGUCCUUGUGAAUUUUCAAUCUGCUGUUUUACUGGGAUAGCUAAGUUCCAGGUUUAUUUUCUCAGGUAGGCUCACCCACGACCUCUGUCCUGUGGUUUGCAUUCCUGAACAUCUGUUAGUCUUUCAAAUGCAAGGCACAAAACUAACCUCAAGAGUGUGGCUAGAUCUGGGAGUGAACACAGGGCCUGUCCCUCACAGACGAGAGGUCAGGAGCACCUUUGUUUCCCAAGGCAGGUUCUUGAUUGAUUUACCUUCAUGCGUUGAUGUCUUUGCUAUGUGUGUAAGAUGCAUGUGUUGCUGAAUCACAUGUGAAGCUCUACAUGCUGGGGUUUAUACUGUGUUUGGCAUGUUGUGGGAGCUCAAUAAAUACUAAAUCAGUU